Hemibagrus wyckioides is the source of this 3893-nucleotide messenger RNA. It is a transcript of the gene eps15l1b, whose product is annotated as epidermal growth factor receptor pathway substrate 15-like 1b. Gene Ontology annotation, molecular function: cadherin binding; calcium ion binding. Gene Ontology annotation, biological process: endocytosis; endosomal transport. NCBI's taxonomy places the organism in Eukaryota, Metazoa, Chordata, Actinopteri, Siluriformes, Bagridae. Gene Ontology annotation, cellular component: clathrin coat of coated pit; plasma membrane; cytoplasm. Bases 48 to 2681 code for a protein of 877 amino acids. The record is from RefSeq and is a predicted model, not a curated record. The transcript is spliced from 24 exons.
GAGUUACAGAGCGGGGCGUGCACGCGCGGCGGACAGAAGCCGGAAACAUGGCGGCGCUCAUGUCACUGACCCAGAUAUCAAAUGGAAACCCAGCGUAUGAAACCUUCUACAGACAGGUGGACCCAGGAAACAUGGGUAAAGUUGGUGCAGCUGAAGCAGCGCAGUUUUUGAAGCGGUCAGGACUUUCAGACAGUACUCUGAGCAAGAUCUGGGAUUUGUCAGACCGGGACGGAAAGGGCUACUUGGACAAGCGGGGUUUCUUUAUUGCGCUAAGGCUUGUGGCUUCGGCUCAGAGCGGUGGUGAUGUCAGUCUGACCUGCCUGAACCAGACCAUGUCAAUUCCUGCUCCUAAAUUCAGGGACACAGCCAGCCCUUCUCUCAUACUACCAACAUCUUCCGGUGACUCCACAUGGGCAGUGAAGUUUGAUGAAAAGGUGAAGUACGACAGCAUAUUCCAGAGUCUCUUGCCCAUCAAUGGCCUCUUGUCAGGAGAUAAAGUGAAACCGGUCCUCAUCAAUUCGAACCUGCCGCUCGAUGUGCUUGGGAAGAUUUGGGAUCUCAGUGACAUUGAUAAAGAUGGACAUUUGGACAAAGAAGAGUUUGCAGUGGCUAUGCAUCUGGUGUACCGAGCCCGAGAGAAAGAACCUGUUCCUUCCAUCCUACCGACCUCCAUGAUCCCUCCAUCCAAGCGGAAGAAGAGUGCAGUUGCUCUGGCCGGCUCUGUGCCCGUCCUACCCUCCAGUCCUUUCCUUCUGAAAGAAAACCUUCGACCCACAGUGCCUCUCUCCAAGAGCCCUCUGACCAUCACCUCUAAUCUCUCACCAUCAAACUCCUUUAGGAGCUCCAGCCCAAGUCCUAGUCCCAGCCCUGCACCUCAGCUGUCUGUUUCAGCAAACUGGGUGGUGCCUCAGGACGACCGGGAGCAGUAUGAGGAAAUCUUCGAACUGGCUGACUCUGAUUUCGAUGGUAUGGUUGGAGGAGGUGAAGUUAAGGACAUCUUUAUAAACUCAGGGCUGCCCCAGAGUGUCCUGGCCCACAUCUGGUCACUAGCAGACACCAAAAGUGUGGGCAAAUUGACCAAAGAGCAGUUCUGUCUGGCCAUGUAUCUUAUUCAUCAGAGAGUUAAAGGUGUCGAGCCCCCUCAGACCCUGAGCCCUGAUAUGAUUCCUCCUUCAGAGAGGGGCUCUGCUGCUUCUACCGCAAUCUCAUCAGAAAUCUCCACUCCAGUUGGUUUUGAAUUGACCGGACUGUCCAAUAUGUCCAGAGAGGUUAUCAGUGCAGUGGUGCCCGUGGAGUUGACCGGAAACAAAGAACUUGACGAAAUUAUCCAGGAAAUUGCACAGCUUCAGAGUGAGAAACGCAGCAUAGAACAAGAGAUCAGGCAGAAGGAGGAGGCCCUUCGUCAGAAGAGCAGCGAAGUUCACGGCAUGCAAGUGAACUUGGAGCAAGAGAACAGCAGUGUGAAAGAACUGGAGCGACAGACGUUGGACGCUCAGAGCAGGCUGCAGGACAUGGAGCAACAGAGGAGCAAACUGGAGAGUAAAGUGAACGAGGCCAAGUUCAAGGUCCAGGAGGAGAGCAGCAAGAUCUCCUCUUUGCAGUCACAGAUCAUAUCUCAGGAGUCAACUCAGCAGACACAGGAGAAAGACCUGAACAGAACCAAGACAGACUUGUACUGCCUGGAACAGGAGGAGAAGCAGCUGGAGGAGAACCUGUCUGUAGGAAAAGCCAAGCUAGAUACCAUCCUAAAACUGCUCAAAACCUCUCAAAAUGAAAUGGAUGAGGUACGGGAAGAGAUGUCACAGAUCCAGGACAGCCAGAAGGAGCUGAACAAGACCAUCGAGCGCUUUGACAAAGUUCUCAAUGGCAGCACAAUCAGUCUGGCUGAAAUCGACCAGCUCCUUGCUGAAGAAGGGACCGUUCUCAACACCACCGUGGAGGACUCCUCCUUCAAGUCGAGGCUGGCCAUGUUUAAUAACAACGCCGCUCCGAGCUACAACGUGGAUCCCUUUCAGACUGAAGACCCCUUCAAAAGCGACCCCUUCAAUAAAGCCGACCCGUUCGGAGGAGAUCCCUUCAAACAGAGCGACCCGUUCAGAGACCCUUUCAGCAGCUCGGAUCGCUUCAGUAGAAAUCCCACCAGCAAGGCCAGCCCUUUUGGAAGGCAAGGGAACGUCACGUCUGCCGGUUCGUCUAAGUUUAAAGGCUCAGAUCCCUUUGCUCCGACGGACCCUUUCGACUCUUUUGGCGGGAAUGGUGGUUUCGCAGACUUUGGAAAUAUGUCAAAGGGAUCCAGCGGGAACCCUAUAGGCCGCAAACCCACCUACCCACUGCCUCCGCCCAAAAAACCUGUACCAGCCAGACCAGCACCACCUCCAUAUGGCACAAGUUCAGCAGGAACUCGUAGAGGGGUUGCCGCUCACAGACAAACGCACGGUGUUCCCCGUUUUCCGAAGCCUCACGAGGACACUUUCUCCUCGUCGCAGUCCAGUAGAUCCGCCUUAACAGACUCUCUCGCUCUUGCAGACCUUAGAGCCUACGGAAAUGAAGUGGAACAGCUGGAGUGGGCCAAGCGAGAGAGUAAGAGGGAGGAGGAACGCCUGAGGAGGCUCCGCCUCCAGGAGCAGCAGGAUCUGGAGCUGGCUCUCGCUCUCAGCCGGGUCGACAUGUCCAGAACGUGAGGCCAGUCCACAGAGCCUGGUCCAGAGCCCUACACUGCACCGUAGCCAUCCCAAAUACCGCUUCCUUCCCAUGGGUAAAAAACAACAGAACACAGGGUCCAUUGAAAUUCUCACUGUCGAGUGUUCCCCUGAGCUUUGAGGCUCGCAUAACUCAGUUGUUUUCUCUGCUGCUAAAAUUGCACUCUGUCCUACGCCGUCUCUCACACCGACGAACCAAAUCUCUCAUGGGUGCCUCCCAGGUUCUAAUUAAAUUUGUUGCAAUACAAAAUACAGAACUGUUGAUCAAAGGUUAUAUGAACUAAACAAAGACCUAUUUAAUAAUAUAUAAAACUGUUUUAUUUUUAUUUUUGGUAAUGACUCUGGGGCACUGAACGUUACCGAAUACAACACCGGUAGAAGAGAAAGCGUCACCAUCAGUGGGCUUGAUUCAAAAGACUCUCCUCCUCCUCCUCCUUCUGCUCUCUUCGCUUCGGCUCUGAAAUGACGACUUUAUUACGAACGCACUGUAUUUAACAGAGCCUUUUAUUUUUUUUAAUCAACGCGUGAAUCUGAACCUUCUCUGGUAGGUGCCUGGUUUGUUCUACUUUUUACUACAACAACAUCAUUUAGACCAAAUACUGUCCAAAGAAUGUUAUAUACCGACUCCAUAUUCAUAUGAAGCAUUUUAGACUAGUAUUUUUUUUUCCUAUUUUGUCCAAUACUCCUCACACAAAGCUUUCUGAAAGGUCACUGGGCUUUUUAAAAAAGAGUCACUGAAAUAUUCUAGAAUAAAUAGGACUAGCCAAAAACCUGUAUAGCUUGACAAGUUAUCCACACGCAUAAAAGAAAUGUAUUGAAGUCUGAUCUACAUGUUACAUACCGAUCAGCAUAUAGACGUUUUAUCGACGAGCUCCGCUACUUCCUUCCUAGCUUAAUUUUCUUUAUAAUCGAUCUAUAUACGUUUAACGAGAUAUACAAUUAACAUUAUCGUGGUGCAUCAAGCGCUAAUUGCAUGUAGGAGUUGCGAGAGUGGAGCCGUAUAACGCGCCAUUGCAUUGUCGUUUUGGAUUAAUCACGGUUAAUCAUUAAAGCUUAUUCUGUAAUGAAAUGAAUUAUUUUUAUGCCAAACUUCAGACCCUGUAUCAGCGCAUAAACGUCAAAUCCCACCCCCUUAGCCUUUCAUAUAGUUUUAAGAAUGCGUGCUUUUUGAUUUUUUUUUUUUUUUUUUUUUAA